Molecule: messenger RNA, 7492 nt
Organism: Dinoponera quadriceps
Lineage: Eukaryota; Metazoa; Arthropoda; Insecta; Hymenoptera; Formicidae
Product: neuropeptide FF receptor 2-like
Exons: 3
Coding region: 189-1658 (489 amino acids)
Biological process (GO): G protein-coupled receptor signaling pathway
Cellular component (GO): membrane
Molecular function (GO): peptide binding; neuropeptide Y receptor activity
Source: RefSeq, a predicted model, not a curated record
AACCCUUGACGAUCGCGCGUCCGCGAAGUUAGCAAGUUUGCCAAGCAGUCUCUCUCUCGCUCGGCGGAAGUCGAAGAGAUCUCGGCGAAGCGGGAAGAUCGCGUAGGCGCGUUGGGGUCGACGACCACGAUAAGCGGGCGGCGAGGAGGAGGCGACGACGACACGCUGCUACGUUAGCGUUUCGGCUAAUGGUCGAAACGUCGAUUCGUCACUUCACCACGCUCAAGUUACCGAUGCUGCAGCCACCGUCUCCCCUCCUGGAGAUGGCGUCCCUGCGUUUACCGGACUCGGACGAGUUCGACGUUGACACGCGCCGCAGGAGCAACAACGGCAACGUGCCGGCUACGACAACUGUGGCCGCGAGUGCGCCGCCGUCCGGUACCCUGCUGCAGAUGAAGAACGACAUCGGCGACUACCUCAACAAUAUCAUCAUUGAGGUGAUCGCGACGAGUCCGCGAGCCGCGAUGGAGGAGGGCCACGGGCUGUUCAACGCCAGCAAGACUACGAAUCUGUCGGCGAUCGAGCAAGCGCCGGACCGGCUCUACCGGCACAGCAUGGCCAUGUCGGCGGUCUAUUGCGUGGCCUACGUGGUCGUAUUUGUCGUCGGUCUGAUCGGCAACAGCUUCGUCAUCGCCGUGGUGUACCGGUCACCCCGUAUGCGGACCGUCACGAACUUCUUCAUCGUCAAUCUCGCGGUCGCCGACGUGCUCGUCAUCGUUUUCUGCCUGCCGGCCACGUUGAUGAGCAACAUCUUCGUCCCCUGGUUCCUGGGAUGGUUCAUGUGCAAAGCGGUCACUUAUAUACAGGGCGUCUCCGUAGCGGCCUCCGUCUACAGCCUGGUCGCGGUUUCCCUGGACAGAUUCCUGGCGAUCUGGUGGCCGCUAAAGUGUCAGAUCACGAAACGGCGGGCUCGCGUGAUGAUCGUCGUGAUCUGGUUCAUCGCCCUGACAAUGACGUCACCGUGGCUGCUGUUCUUCGACCUGGUCGCGAUUUACAAGGACGAGCCAAACCUGCGUUUCUGCCUGGAAACGUGGCCGCACCCCGAGGACGGCUCGUUGUUCUUCCUGAUCGGCAACCUGACGCUCUGCUACGUACUGCCGAUGAUCCUCAUAUCCCUUUGCUACAUCCUCAUAUGGAUAAAGGUGUGGCGCAGGCACAUACCUACCGACACGAAAGACGCCCAGAUGGAAAGGAUACAACAGAAAUCGAAGGUGAAGGUGGUCAAGAUGCUGGUGGUGGUCGUGAUACUCUUCGUACUCUCGUGGCUGCCGCUCUACGUGAUCUUCGCGGUGAUCAAAUUGGGCGGCGAUGUGGCCGAGCGCGAUGACGAGAUCCUGCCGAUCGUCACGCCGAUCGCCCAGUGGUUAGGCGUCAGCAACUCCUGCAUCAAUCCGAUCCUUUACGCCUUCUUCAACAAGAAGUACCGGCGCGGCUUCAUCGCGAUCCUGAAGAGCGGCCGGUGCUGCGGCAAGCUCAGGUACUACGAGACCGUAGCGAUGAUGUCCUCCUCUACGAGCAUGCGCAAGUCCUCGUACUACGUCAACAAUAACAACAACAAUAACAACAACAACAACUCGUCGACGAGACGCGCCUGGCACGGGCCGCCGGUCCAUCAAGACAGCAACGUCUCUUACAUAUUCAACCACACCGGCGUGUAAUCGCGGUCCGUGUGAUUGCACUUACGAUUCAACCGGCCGAACAAACUGGAAGAUGUCACCACCGCGGUGGGUCCUCCUUUGCGGCCCCGACGAAGCGCCGGUCCGAGAUUUCCGGGUCAUCUUGCGGAUGACCGACACGAUUGUUACUCGGGUCGAACGAGGCGAGAAAGGUGGGAAGACCUUCCCCGAAAAUCAGACCACGGGACGGUCGUCGUCGUUACAUCGCUGUCUGGAUUUUGUCACAAUGUAGCCACUACGUAUUUGUAAUAUACUCUGUAGUAAUUAAGUUAAGAGGGGAUCUCGCUGCUUUUGUGGGGGCGCGCUCGGCUUCCUGAUCUCGAGGAGACGGAUUUCUCCUGCAUGCCGAGAUAUGUCCGCCGUUUCGAACAGAUCUAGUUGAGUGUACCAAUUAAGUGUAACGCGCCGUAUUCUCCUCCUCGUGUCGAGUGUGUAAUUAGCGCGACGAUGACGAUAUUGUCGGCUCGUACGGGCGGAGCGACGUUGUCCCUCUCUUCCGUCCGUCACGGGAGACAAUUAGUCGCGCGACACUCGACGAAGCGGUUGCGUAAUUAAGAGGGCAAAGUGCACCACUCCGCGUUUCAUCGAGCGGACAGACCGAUGACGGUCGCUGCGGAAGAAUAAAUUUCGCGCGCGGAUGGCAAAAUAGCUAUUUUGAUCGAACGAAUCGGCAUUUCGAGAUCGAAGGUGCACUCUAACUGUACAGUAGGGCGAUAUAUUUUCCAACGCAGUUCCGGUCGAAAGGCGCCCCGGACGAAAAGGGUGGGUCCCACGCAAGGUUACGAGUCGCGACUCAUCGUCACGUUUAUUCUCCCGACCGGAUCCUUGACGAUCCUUUUUGUCCUGUAAACAGGACAUUGAGAGCCUUGAACGGAGGAAAUCGGGAAAACGUUAUUUUGUGAGCGUCGAGCGCAUAUGUGUGUGUAUACGUGUGUACUUUUGUAUGUGUGUGGGGCGCUAAUGGAUAAUCGAAUCCUUGCAAAUACUACCUCCGUGUGCGGGCGAGCAAUUCACUGUGUACUUAAGGUUACGAACCAUGUGCGUGUAUUCACUUACGGAAAUAACAGCCGAGUUAGUUUUUCUUCCGUGCGACGUCGUUUCUCACACUUUGCAACAUAAGAUAUCUUGGAAACGUCCGAGGGACCUUAGAGAUGCCUCAUCCUUUAACAGACAUCUCUUGUAUCUUCGUGUUAUCUGGAAGUUACAAUCAUUGAAGAGCCGGUUUGAUUCCGCGCAAUGUAACACGGUUAGCGCUAGCUUCUCGAGAUUGUCCGUCGGGUUUGCAGAGCGAAAUUUGCCCUGAUGGAUAAGUACGAUAGUUUUCUGAAGCCGCGAGACGUUUAUCGCGUGCUCGCUUCGAACGAAAUAGCCCGUCGACGAUAAAGCAAGAGCGUAUUUUGUCCAUUGACAUCCGAUGAGACCGCGGGAUUUUCGCACGCUGUUGUAUCAGCCAGUCGUUACAUUUUAAGGGCCGAUGAUCGGCUUUAGGGAUUUAGCAGGAGGGCGGUUUUGCCCGAGAAAGAGCGGGAUUACUUUGAAUCUUUGUAGCUGUAAAGAGAAUGGUGGGGUAACGUCGUAAGCGAAUUGUCGGAUUUUACGAUAGAGCAAUUAUUUUCGUAAGGUUUUUAUACGAGGCGAGAAUCGUAAGUAACGAAGACGUAUGAAUUAUUAUAAGGCGGCCGGGGCUAUCCCGAUUCUCAUAUCUAUGGCCAAUCUCGCGGUGGCGAUUAGGUGUGACGAUGAUAAUAAAAGUAGAAAGGAGGAGACCGACGUCAACGCGCGUGUCAGGCGUUACUCGAGUAAAUUUUCAUUCGAACGGCAUUUUCUCCGAUUUUACAUGCAAAUGCGAAAUCUUGUUCACGCGUAAUAAUUCUCUCGUUCGCGAACGGAAGUCCCCUUUCAAGUUUUUCGGGAGUCGUUGAGAUCUCUUUCGAAAGGAAUUUGUCGGAAUUUUCCUUCGAGCACGACUGGAGAGGUGCGAUUUGUCAUCUCCGUGUUCGCUCGCGACAAUUAGCGAGCGAGAUUAACGAGUUCACUGUGCCUGCAGCAUCGGCAAUUGAACGCACCGGAGUUAUAUCGAUUUCCGGCAACACAAUCGCAACUGUAUACCUGCGCGCGUGCAAUGAAUAUUGCAACACACGUAGCAUACACAUGUAAAAAUUAAAUCUACCCGCGUUGUGUCUGUAUGUACACGUAUUAUAUAUACUAUGUAUCUAUUACUGCUACACAUUGUUAUUGCAGACACACAUAUACUCCAUCGUUUCGUCGAGGAUCUCCUUCAUAUUGUAAAUCGUUAAUGGACUAUUUGCCAUCUUCGAUCUUCGUCGCGGUGUACCUUUUGUACGCGCACACCUUGGCGGGCUUUUGUAACUUUUAGAGGCUUUAGUUUAGAGGAUUACGCUGCGAGGCUGUUAACGACGAGCGACUGACUUCUCGUCGCGCGACGCUUCGGGAACAAGUUGCCGCUAACUGGGAGGCGUCUUAUCAUUAGCUCCUUAACAGCUUCUAGAGCCGUCGCGUUUGUAAAUUAGAUAAGUGCAAAGGACCGUUGUAAUGAGUACGCAUAAGAGAAGCGUUUGUAUUAGGGCCGUAAAAUCCGGGGUAUUUGCUGGAAUUUGAGAUGAAACACUUCGAGCGUUGUUUUCGAGUUGAAUUAUGAUUUGUAUGUGCACUCAUCUUGGAAUUCACGCCGCAGUGUUCGCAUAUUUAUCAAAUAUUUGUAACGUUUCUGAUUGAUCCAACGCACGAACUAUCCGUAAAUAAUAGAAUAAACUAAUCAAUAUAAUACAGAGUAUGUAUAAUUUUAUAUUCGAAUCUUUGAUAUAUAUUCAAUUGCACACGUUUCUCUCGGAAAUUUGCUCGAAUUGUCGGCGCGAUCAUACGAACGUUUACGGCCCUAAUUUAUAUCCAAUCGAGUUCUGCCGCCAGUACGUAGUUCUUAUCACGUUGUUGUCACGUAAUAAUAUGGUGUUCGAAAAGCCGCGAUCUCGCGUCAACCACGAUAAAAGGGUGAGUCGUUAAAAAAUAUUAUGCUUCCACUUGGACGAAUUUAAUAUCGAGUUUCGAAUCUUUGCGUGUGAGAAACACGUCGGGAGAAAUAUCGCUGGCAGAUGUCUGUCAGGGAGACAAACUGCGUUACAAGAUACUGCGAGCUUAAAUCAUAACGAUGUUUCUACCUGUUAAUCGGUUUCCACCACUACGACCACUUUCACGUUCAGUCAUUACGAUGAUAUCCGACAAUUAAGCCGCGUUCGAAAUCGAAGCGUGUCGGUGAGCGUGUUUCGAGAAUAAUAGUGAGCCCGACGUUUUUGUGAGCGUUUAAUCCUUUAGGACACGUAACUGCCGCGCGUAUGUGUGUGUGUGUGUUAAAUGUACCUUUAUCGUACAGAAGGAAGUAUAUAUGUUACGCACUCCUCGAAUAUUUAUGCUGAGACUCUUCACCGCGAUUGCUCACCGAUUAAUCUUUAAACGUCGUGGAUGCUUACCGUACGAAGAGACGUUGAUCGCGAUCAUUGAUGCCCGUUUCGGACGAUUAAUGAUUCACGACGACAUCCGUGACGGAACGCUGCGUGGUGUAACGCAGAAAACCGACAAAGAGAUUCAUAGAUGCGUAUCGUGUGAGAUGUCCUUGCGAUUUGUCCUGCAAUUUGUCGAGUGUUUUCUGUGUUACGUGACGCACAGACGGAACAUGUAGAUCGUCUAAAGCGGGCUUUUGUAUGUGAUACGAUAAAAUUCAGAAUUUUGACUGUCAUCCACAUGAAAGUUCCAAGUGGAACUUCUGAAAUACCCUGAUCGCCUGGAUCACGGCGAUAAUUUUAAGGAUUCUAUGCUCAAGAUCGGCUUUUUUAGACAACACUGUUAGGAUAGGUUAUCUAAUAGGGAGAUGACUCUAUAUAUAUUUUUUUCAAUUUUUACUAACAAGUGUUUUGUAUGGGAAGAAUAAGUAGCAAAACGUCCGGCUCUUCGAAAGUUUCUUUCGUGAGGAUGACAGUUGGCGGAACUUUGCAUCAGGCCUGGAACUGGACGGCGACUUUUGCAUAAUCGAAUAUUUCAAGAGCACAAUAACUCGGAUCAUCAUCGAAUACGAUUUAAACAUUCGAAUAUUAUUAGUAUCGCCGCUCAAGUAUCUGAAUAUCCGCAACAAUUGAAUACACUUUGGAUUAGGAUAAAAAAAAUAUCUGUAAAAAAGAAAAUGACGAAAAAAAAGAAGGUUUCCUAAUGCAUAGAGAGAUCCCCCUUUUAUAAAUUUUAAUUUUAGACUUAUAGGUCUCGAGAUCUAAUCUUUUUUACAUAUCCACUUGUCUCGCAAUACACUAUUUAAAUACGUCGUUAAUCGCCUUGCAUUACUCGAGCAGUGCGGAUACUUUCAGAUUUGAGAAGAGUAAAACAUUCAAUUAUUCGAAUGGUCCACGCCUUAUCCCGCGCGUACGUGUGUGUACAUAUUAUAAAGAAAUUUUAUAUACGACAAGGAGCGAUUUUCAGUUGUGGCCAAAGGGUAGCGAGGUAAGAUAGAAGAUAACUUCUCGAUGUGUCUCGUCUCCCCUCGACUCGCGAAAUAUCGGAAAACAUUUCGUGCAAAUGAUGAAAGGACCGCAAACUGCAGCGGCGAUAAUUCGAAGGUAGGACAUCGCGCUAUGGGAGAGACAUUUUUUCUUUCUUCUCAAGAUAUCACCAGCGGAGAUGGGCGGGAUGCGAAAGGUAUUCGUAUGACGAAUACGCUCCGUCGACACCGAAACCUCUUUCGACCGUGUCCGUCCGUGACUGUUGAGGAGUUCCAUUACCUUUAUCAGAAAUCUUUUAUACGAAGCGUGCUGAUCGACGUGUCGUGAAUAGUUUGCGAGAUGCAUCGGGACGAGCGAAGAUACCGUCUAAAAUUAAUUCCGCGAGGAAUUAAUAUAUCCGAGAGUCCGCGAUCACAUGGGGAUCUGAAGCCGACGCUUAAAGGUUAAUCCGUCGUCGUAAGCCUAUUUUUCUGAUAAGCGCGUGAGAUACGAGAGUGAAGGCGCGAUAAUACGAGAACUAACGUUUUCUCGAUAGACGAUAUAAGAGCGGCGUUCCGUUGUACAAUUUUUAUAAUCGCGCGCAGGAUACACACACUCCCCGGUUAUUAUUCUUACAUCGUAAUAAUCUCGCGCCUUCGCGCAGGUCGAGUUUAAUUGAUAGAAUGUAAUUACGAUCAUUGAUAUUAUUAGCGACGCGCGAAGUAGCCAUACGUGCGUGUUUGUUUCGCGGUAUCGGCCUGUCGGAACGUAGACAAGAUUUUCACGUCGAGAUAUAUCGGAAAUGCACGUCUGCUAGCGCUCGCGUAGCUGCGAGAUGAGGACGGUUUUAUACAUACGUACCAACACCUUCUUCGCAUUCUUUCGGUAUAAAAGCAUCACGAAAAUUCACGCGUGGCGCAUCCGCAAAUUGUUAGAUCGUUGCGAAAGGUAUAACCUGGUCUUGUUUAACGUUCGUUGAAAUGUAGAUGAAGAUUCAAUUUUCUUUUCGUAUAUUACGCUUGUCGGUAACUUCGAUGCGUUUCCUCCAUGUAAAGGAAAAGUUUCUCGACUUUUUAGUAAAAGAAAGGAAAAAAACUUCGAUUCGAUAAUUCUGUGAAAAUAGAACCCGACAGGAGAACGACGAACCGUUCGCAUCGACUUAAUAAUGAACGUCACGUCGUAAAGAAAUCUACACGGAGAAAGAUAAUUUGCUGGCACGACAAAUUUUAUACUGUCAUAGCAAAAUCUGUCAGUUACUAUAUGGUUUGUCAAGGAUAUUAAUUGCCACUCGUUGAAUUAUUUUGCUGAAUCUAUAAAUUAUAUUUUGCUGUAGGA